Messenger RNA from Amoebophrya sp. A120, 219 nucleotides. NCBI's taxonomy places the organism in Eukaryota, Dinophyceae, Syndiniales, Amoebophryaceae. The record is from the annotation of a GenBank genome assembly.
UGUUGAAGCCGGUUUUGUGUUGCACGGUGUGCAGGAGAAGGGAUAAGAGUGCUGCUGAGAAAAACAGCCAAGCGUCGGUUUUACCGAGCAGCCCGUCGAAAGCGAGUAAUUUGAGUGGGACAAUCAGCGGAGUUGGGGCCGGGGGGUCCAUGGCGAGCUUUGGCCGGUCGUUUUCGAUGCUAGCGGAGGAUGCUGAUGGCAGCGGCAAUACCCCCUCCG